AUGUUUAUUAAUAAUCAAAUAAAUUUACUAUCAAAAGAAGAUAUUCAAGAGACAGUCAUAGAUUUUAAGCAUAAUAAAAUAAUAUCUUAUGUUGAUUAUUUUCUUGAAAAACAAAUAGGUCAAUGUCAUGUUUAUUCAUAUCCAUCUGAAAUGCAAUAUUAUCAAAAUAUAACAAAUCAUUUUUCAGGUGGAUUAUAUAAAUAUGUUCGUUUAAUAUCAUUAUAUGAUGAACAUCCUUUUGAACAUGAAUUUUUUAUUAAAAUUUCUCAAUCAUUUCCAUUUUUGGAAAGUUUAACAUUGAUUAAUAAUCAGACACAAAAAUCUAAACAAUUUUAUAAAUCAAUAAAUAAUGAUAACAAUUUAUCAAUUGUUAAAUAUAAUCAUCUUAUUACAGUUGUUAUUUCAACAGUUCAUGAAGAUUAUAUACAAGAAUUUUUAUUUAAUACAAAAACAUAUUUUCAUAAUAAUAUUUAUCUUAAUAUCAAUUAUAAAUUAUUAGAAAAAGUCACACACAAUUUUGCACGAGAUGAUACGAAUUAA
Rotaria sp. Silwood1 is the source of this 540-nucleotide messenger RNA. The record is from the annotation of a GenBank genome assembly. Lineage: Eukaryota; Metazoa; Rotifera; Eurotatoria; Philodinida; Philodinidae.